CGUUGUUGUACCCUAUGCUACAGAACAGAUUUUCCGCGAUACAAACUAGCUUCCCACUGGCUUUAAACCAACGAAAAGAUGCUGCUUCACGAGAUCAGAAUAAGAAUACAAACACCGAGAAGUCUGGGAAAACUUUACCCAACUGUACCCAAACUUUGAUAUACUACGAACCAAGCCACUUCUAAACAGUUUCGACUGUGUUAGCAUUGUUUUAUCUUCACACUGUUACUAACUGGACGCGUUUUCCAAGAUCUACAGAAGUACACUUUUUAAAAAAUAUUUUUGGAGCAGUCCAGUCUGAUGAAUUCACCGAAAAAAGACGGAGACGAUGAUGUGCCCUUUAAAGACCCGGUAAAAUACGGAGAAUUGGUCAUUUUGGGAUAUAAUGGCUCGCUGCCAAGUGGAGACCGAGGGCGCAGGAAGAGCCGCUUCGCUCUUUACCGGCGGGCCAAAGCCAACGGCGUCAAACCCAGCGCCGUGCACAUCCUCAACACGCCGCAGGACAGCAAGGCGGUGCACAGCAGGGGGCAGCACAGCAUCUCCUUCACUCUGUCCCGUAACCAGACCGUGGUGGUGGAGUACUGCCAUGACAACAACACAGACAUGUUCCAGAUCGGACGCUCCACAGAGAGUCCCAUUGACUUUGUGGUGACAGACACGUCUGGCGGGGGAAAGGAAGGGGAGGAUCCCUCCAUCGCUCCCAGCACAAUCUCUCGAUUUGCCUGCCGAGUGGUGUGUGAGCGCCACCCGCCCUACACGGCACGCAUCUACGCUGCAGGCUUUGACUCAUCCAAAAACAUCUUUCUGGGGGAGAAAGCAACCAAAUGGAAAAACCCUGAUGGGCACAUGGACGGCUUAACCACCAACGGUGUGUUAGUGAUGCACCCCGAGGGUUUCCCUGAGGACCCCAAGCAGGGCCUGUGGAGGGAGAUCUCUGUGUGUGGGGAUGUGUACGCGCUGCGGGAGACGCGCUCCGGGCCCAGUCGGGGAAAGCUGGCGGAGGGCGAGAGCAGCGCGCUGCGGGACGGUUCCCUGGUGGACCUGUGCGGCGCCACCCUGUUGUGGCGCACCGGCGAGGGGCUCAUGCGCGCCCCCACUCUGCGCCACCUGGAGGCCCUUCGCCAGGAGCUGAACGCGUCCCGCCCCCAGUGUCCCGUGGGCCUCAGCACGCUGGCCUUCCCCAGCCUGCCACGCAGCCACAGCCUGGAGGAGCGUCAGCCCUGGGUCUACCUCGCCUGUGGGCACGUCCACGGACGCCACGACUGGGGCCAGCGAUCCCAGGCAGUGGAGGAACCGGGGGAGAGCGACGGCUCCACGGCCCGCCGAGAGUGCCCCCUGUGCCGGAGCGUGGGCCCCUACGUGCCCCUGUGGCUGGGCUCGGAGCCCGCCGUGUACGUGGACGCGGGAGCUCCCACUCACGGCUUCGUGCCAUGUGGCCACGUCUGCUCAGAGAGGACAGCCAGGUACUGGGCGGAGACCCCUCUGCCGCACGGAACACACGCCUUCAGGCCCAUCUGCCCCUUCUGCUCCACCGCCCUCAGCACCCCCGGCUGGACACGGCUCAUCUUCCAGGGCCCCAUCGACUAGCCGCCUCUCCCCAGCAGCCCCUGUCCCAGUGACAUGACGCCCCCUGAGCUUAAUUUCCGUUCCAGCCGUUGACGAGUAGGAAGAGGUAACAAAUUCAGAGCGCUUAACUGCAUCCCAACGCACGACAACACUCUUUGAUAAGGUCGUGUCACUGAAUGUAGCUCAGUGCUGAGGCAUCCCCUCUUUUGUUUAUCCUUCAGUGCUUUGAGAUCAGGGAGAUACAUGAAAGUAAACAUGACAGUGUGUUCAACCACAGAUUUCCUCAAAAGUUCUAAAUGAUGUGUCCUCUGCUGGGCGGGAUUAAUACUUUAUUUUUAUGCCAGCUGAUUUGAACGUUAACCCAUCUUCCAACUCAACACUUCUCAGAAGCAACACUGUACGUGAACAGGAGCUCGAUUGCUGCUGCUUGAGCCUUUUCAAACAGGAAGUAACACCGCCCCAGUGUAACCGUCAGGUCCAAACGCCGAUUUUGUCCUUAUCAGGUGACGUGUAUCCUCUGAAACGACGAGUAGCUUUUUGCACAUACUAAACGAAUGGCCUUGACUCUCAGUUUAACGGCAUUAACUGCACGUAUCUGUGUUCUUCAUCUCGCACGUCUUGAUCUGAUAUCUUACCGCCGCUCUGCUUUCUGAAAGGCGCUGUAAUGAAGCGAUUAGGUUUCUUCAAAACCCAGCUUCGGCACCACUUCACCUCAUUUCUUUGCAGGUGCAUUCAGAGCCCCCCCCCCCUCGAUCUGCCAGCUGAUGUGCAGACGGUUGGUUCCUGGCUCACGCUAAAUGGGAUUGCAAUUUGCAACAAGGGGCUCCUGCUUUCAUGCAGCUAUUCAAAUUCCAUCAAGUUUUUUUUUUUCUCAUUUCAGAAAAUUUUGAGUAUAUGCAGUUCUCAUCUUUUGUCAACACGUUACUCUUUUGGGUGACAUCUAUGCACAGACUCCCUGUGAAACAACACCCCCAGCGUCCUUUUUGGUUGGAAAGAAGAAUCCCAAGCAGUGCACCAUACAGAGGAUGUUCCAUUGAGUGAAUAUAGGAUAAGCAAAGGCAGGGAACGAACUGGUAAACUCCACUCACAACUCUCUCUAAAGCAAUAAUAGCCCUCAUACAGAUAAGCUAGAUCCAGUGUUAGGUCAUGGGGGGGGGGUUUGUGUCAUCUUGGCGGCUCAACCAGAGGUGCGUUGGAUUCCACCGCUCAUCGAUAGAAACUUUAAAGAUGAGAAUUGGUGUGUGUCGACCUCCGACCACAAUGCAUUACUUCUCUUAGUUCGAACCCACUUUUGGUUCCUGAGUGCGUGUCAGUAUGACAGUGUCAGUCGGUUUGAUCUUGCGUAACCUCCAAAAGAAAAAGAGAAAAUUCUUUUUCUGUCUCAAAGAAUACUAUUUUGUUAGGAAAUAGGGUGGGGUUUAUUUGGGGAAAUGAAACAUUCUUUUAGAUGUUCGGUGUAAAAAAAAAUGUAAAAAACCUUUAAAAAAAAAAAAAACAACAAACGAAAAAAACUACAACUAUUUUUAUAGCUGACAGUUGGUUUUUAGUUAACUGAUCUUACUCAGUGUAAGCAGGUUCUGUACGUGUCCAGAUAUAACCGUGUGGUAGAUGUAGGCGAGCCCGUGAGUGCGAAAACUUUGCCAACACUGUGUCCACUUACACACUGCUACCAUAAAACAUUGCCCAGACAAUGAAUGUAGCCAAAUUCUCAGGCUAUAUUUAGCCUUCGCUGGUGCUCAUAUUGAAUGGUCUAUAUUGUGAUACUAUUUUUGUAACUGAAUAUUAUGGUGUUGCUUGGUGAACUAGUUCGAAAAGUGUGGUCAUUAAUAGCCUCAAGUAUGGAAGACAAGACAUAACUGAUUAUACACACUCACAUGGAUCUUGUGUCUAGCUUGCAUGUGCUGAACGUACACGUACAGUAUAUACACUACACAUACAGGUAUUAAAGAAAACUUUGCACGGUGGAUUGCCAACUUGUCAUUCACGCGGAGAGUUUGUCGCAGAUCAAGUUGUCUUCCGAGUCUUCGGUUCGUUUAAAAAGAGAAAACAGAAAAAAAAGGAAGCAGCUUUUCAGUUUCUUUUUCCUGAAAAAGAGAGAGGAAAAAAGAGCCUAGAAGAAUCCUCAUACUUGAUAGAUCUUUGUGAAUCAGACCUCUUGUAUCCCACGUUGUAAUGCUAUGCUAACGAUUUCCAUCACGCCAGUCGACAGCGUUGUUUACAUUUUGUAUUCAGACCCGUCCUGGAGCGUUUCAGAGCUCAUGAGAGCAAAGGCGCUGGUGCAAAAUGUGAGUUUGUCAUGUGGUGGUUGAGUGAUGUUGUGGUGACUGCUGUAGCUCAGGAUAAUGAUCUCAGACUCUCAGCUGGCAAGACCUGAAGGAAGGCCUGGAGGAAGUCAAAAAGUCUCCAGAUUACAAAACAAACACAUAUGAAAGGACCCACAUCCAGUUUACAGAAGGCACGGCCGGUGGUGUAGUGGUGUUUGAGACUUCCAUGAUUAUACAAGGAUUCCUUCUCCCUCCACCCCUCCCCACCUGAAAGCAUUUCCACGCAGUCAGUUACAGGCACAGAAGGCUCACUUCUAAUGCUGCAAACUAACUUCCUAUUAAUAUAUUUCAUAAAUUAGCUCCGAUCUGAUCAGCUUGUAUCGUGUGUCCCAAGAAGGCAAAAGUGUAAAUGAAGUGUAAAUGAAUGAAUGAAAAUGUUUUUUUAUAGCCGCUCAAAAGUAAAUGUGUCCCCAUUCGGGCAACGCUACACCACAGGUCAGUGUUACACAGGUCUUGUUAGAAAUGGACCGGGCUCCAUCAGGCAGUGUAAACAUCUCUGUCAGCUGCUGUUUAUGAAUCAUGCCAAAUCCAGUGAAUUCUGCUUUUUGAACUUAUAGAAAAACAACCGGUACAACAUGUACCAUUGGCAUGUGGAUGGAUGAACAGCUGCAGCACCCCC
Molecule: messenger RNA, 4509 nt
Organism: Menidia menidia (Atlantic silverside)
Lineage: Eukaryota; Metazoa; Chordata; Actinopteri; Atheriniformes; Atherinopsidae
Source: the annotation of a GenBank genome assembly